This is a messenger RNA of Camponotus floridanus (Florida carpenter ant), 10446 nucleotides long. It is a transcript of the gene E(bx), whose product is annotated as nucleosome-remodeling factor subunit NURF301. Gene Ontology annotation, biological process: regulation of transcription by RNA polymerase II. The transcript has 24 exons. Bases 1356 to 9590 code for a protein of 2744 amino acids. The record is from RefSeq and is a predicted model, not a curated record. Lineage: Eukaryota; Metazoa; Arthropoda; Insecta; Hymenoptera; Formicidae. Gene Ontology annotation, molecular function: RNA polymerase II cis-regulatory region sequence-specific DNA binding. Gene Ontology annotation, cellular component: NURF complex.
ACUGAAUAAACGCGUGCACGAAGAUUUCGAAGACAAAUAGCGUGAGAAACUUUCAAAAUUUGUUUAAACAAAAUAAAAAGAGAAGCACCCUAAUUUACACAAUUAUCGAGAUUGUGCAUCGCGAAAAAUAAAAACUUUCGCGCAGUAAUAAUCGUGUAACGUUAUCGAUCGAGAGGAGUUAAAAUGGCGGUCGGGUCAGUGGCGUCCUCUGUCAAGCAUCAAGAUCAGACUUCACGUCUAUGGCUCGCGGGUAACGGCCGGGUGCGCAUACACGAAGGACGGUACGAGGAAAGCCGUGAGAAGCGGAAGUGUCGCACGUUCGCUCGCUGGCACUCGAUCGAAGCCCCGAGACAUCCGAGGAUUCCCUCGUCGAGCGCGUCCUCCGCGAUACUCGAGUGCUUGAUAAAUUGCGGUUAGAAUUUGCGUUUUUCUCUUUUAUUUCGAACGCGCGCGUGUCGCCACCUAUCGCGGAACGUCGAUCUGACAGCAGGGACGACAGGAAGUUACGGUGAAGGCGAUUGGAGCACGCGAGCGUCUCGGUCGAACCGAGCGAUAGCGCUUAUUCCGCGAGACUCGUCGCUUCGGCGACUCUGAAGCCAUCGCGGACGAUCGUCGGGUGGACGUCGACCGCGAGAGCCUCGCCACGACGGCCGUUCGAUCGGCCUUUUACGUUGUGCCUGGCUGCAGUGCAGCCGACAUGGCGGCGCACCGAUGAGCCAAUCACAGCGCCGCUCUCUCCGCCAUUCAACGACAGUUCCGUCCGCCGCUGGCGCAGCCAGAGACCCCUUCUUCUCGCGUAGUUCGCGUCACUUGGCCGAUCUCGCUAUCGAAUUUUGGCGAGUGGUUUUUUUCACGAUUGUCUACGCGGUGCGGUGGAACGUGAAAGGAUAGGGACGAGCGAACGGGACGGUGAAUCGUCGCGACGCGAGGAUAUUGGUUCGAGUCGCGCCGCGGCGGAUUGUGUUUGGUCACGUGACCGCGCGGAACCGACCGUGGGCCGUGAGAAAUGGCGCAAAGAUCAGAGUGCAUCGGACAUCAUGGAUGGAUCCAGUUCGUUGCCGCGGCGAUGUCACUUGUGUUUGUUUACAAGCGUGCGAGCACGCGCGCCACGUGCUGAGUGAGGAGGCGAGGCGAGGCGAGGAGAGACGAGGCGGGACGCAAAGAGGUGAGGAGAGACGUGAAAAGAGUGGCGAAGGAAAAGGCAGACAGGGAAGGCAGGCGAGGCGAGACAGGCAGGUACCAACUGUCCCCCCAUUUUAUAGGCUCCCCCCGUGUUCCGAAAUUGAUAGUGCCGGUGCCGGCAUUAACGACAGGGACCGAGGGGGUGACGAGGACCACGGCGACGAACAGUAAUAAUGACGGGCAGGGGCUCGAAGAGGCGGGGGCGCCCGCCCAAGUCCGUGGUGAUGGAGCGACCGAAGAAGUUCCAGUAUCAUCUGAUGAAAAAGCCCAAGUACUUGCAAAACAGAACGGCAACGGGGACACCGAGCGGUGGCGCCGAGACGCCGAGUUCGCAGCCGAGCACGCCGACGGCGUCCCGGCCGACAUCGCCAUCGGUCGAGAGCGAGGAGAGCAGUAAGCGCAACACGAGGAAUCAGCGUAGGUCGCGUGGCUCGCGUGACAGGCAUUCUCGCAAGGGCGGCCACUCCGGAUCUGCAGGUGGUGCCUAUCAGCGUCGCGGUUACAAUCCCAACGUGGAUUAUCACGACUCUGAAUAUCACUAUGGGUCGGAUUUUGGCGAUGAGUCCAGCGAGAAGAGCGAGCCCGAGGAAGAUCCACUGCCGAGCGACGUGGAUUCCUCCGAAAGUAUAGAGGAACCCGAUCCCUCGAGCGAUAGCGACUUUUCCCUGUCCAGUUAUAGCACUACCAGUGGUACACCCAGAAAGACACUGCUCAGUCAGCAGCGACCGCCGAGUCCGGAUCCAUUGUGGCUGCAGAACAGAGAUUUGCCGUCGUUGGUAUUACCAAAGACCUCAGACGAUUUGCUAGUUCCUAAAGAACUGGUCAUGCCAUCGCUGUCCAUCUACGAAGUGCUUAGGCACUUUCGUACCUUGGUACGCUUGUCCUCCUUUAGAUUCGAAGACUUUUGCGCAGCUCUCAUUUGCGAGGAUCAGACCAACUUGCUGGCCGAGAUUCACAUCAUGCUGAUUAAGGCACUACUGCGCGAGGAGGACUCGCAGCAAACUCACUUUGGUCCAUUGGAUCAGAAGGAUUCAGUGAAUGUUAGCCUAUACUUUGUGGACUCUAUGACGUGGCCAGAGGUGCUACGUUCAUAUGUAGAAAGUGACAAGAGUUUUGAUCAGAAUAUUUUACAAAUAUUAGCCACAACUGAAUAUCCUUUUACUGCCAUCGAGGAUAGAAUCAAGGUCCUACAGUUUUUAACAGAUCAGUUUUUAAUUACUAAUCCUGUGAGGGAGGAUUUGUUACAUGAAGGGAGUAUGCAUUACGAUGAUCACUGCAGAGUAUGUCAUCGACUGGGAGAUUUGUUAUGUUGUGAGACGUGCCCGGCUGUGUUUCACUUGGAAUGCGUGGAACCGCCAUUGGUCGAUGUUCCUACUGAUGAUUGGCAGUGUAGCACAUGUAAAGCGAACAAAGUAAUGGGUGUCGUGGAUUGUAUUCCCGACGUCGAGAAAAAUGGAUCAUUGUGCAGACAAGAGCACUUAGGAUUCGAUAGAUACGGCAGAAAGUAUUGGUUCCUAGCGAGAAGAGUUUUUGUUGAGAGUGAAGAUGGUGAAGUAUGGUAUUAUAGUACACCAUUACAAUUGGAGGAGUUGAUGCUUGUGUUAGAUCCGAAUGAAAUGGAAGUAGCACUUUGCCGCGAAUUGUCAGAUUAUAAGGACGAGAUAGUUCGCCAAAUGGAACUCACAGAAACUAUUACUAAUCAAUUUAAAGGAAACAAGAAGUCGUACCUAGAAAUAGAAAACGGUCUUAUACAAAAGCUACAAAAAGAACGACAAGAGAAACAGGAAAAAGAAGAGGAGGAAAAAAAGGAAAAACAGAGACAAGAGGCGGAAGAAAUGAUACGGAGGAUGCACGAAGGUACUGAUUCUCUCGAGGAGCGUAUGGCAAUUGUGACAGAUCAGAGUGAGACUAAGGUAUCCGGUGAAGAAUCAGUCACCCAAGUACCUGAAGUGGUCGGUGAAACUGUCGAAGUCGACGCCGAUGCAUCGUCAUCUACAAAUACGGAUAAAGUUACUGCGAAAACUAGCACUUCUACAUCAUCAUCCGAGGAUGUUGAUGAAGAAGCUUUAGAAGGAGAAGAAAAGAUUGGAAAAGACGGCAAGAAACACACUAUCGUGACGAGAUCAAAAACUGGAUCGUUACAGCCACGAACUUUUAAUAUGGACGACUUGAAAAGACGCAGUAUGGCACCAUUAUCAAAAGAAGAACUCGAGAAACUGGACAAGAGUUUGAAAGACUCUGAGGGCGAUGGUACUAGACUAACGCGUCAGAAAGCACAUCAAAUCGCAUCUGGCACUCAUUUAUUCAAACUAGGCAUGGACAACAAUUUUAAAUCAUAUGUCAAUCAGUAUAGCAACAAUCCUACUGCGUUGAAUAAAAUGCAAAGGAAUGAGGAACGUGACAAGAAACGUCACUUGUCGCACAAAUUCUCACUUACCCAGGUUUCGGAAUUUAAAUGGGUGGGCAGUUUAACAGGCACUCGUGCUUUAUUAGUCAGCACGUUACGUCAAACAAUCUUGCAGCUCGAGAGCAACAUUCAAGCGCCGUUCAUGCACACAAAUUGGCCAUUGCUACGCAAACCAUGGACUGCGGCAGUAAGCGCGUGCGUGAAUCCACGCGACUUUGCACGUACUCUCAUCGUUUUGCAAGCGUGCAUCAAGUCCGUUGUGUUUGCGAGUGUAUGGCAUGAUCAACUUGGUCAUGUAAAACUGCAACGAGUGACUGCGCUCGAACGCGAGGAAAAAAAGCGACAAGAUAAGAAGGAGAAGAAAGAGAAGGAAGAUGAGGAAGAGCGUAAUCGGCUCUUUAACUUUGUGAAAUACACUCUUGGCAUGAAACAUCAAGUGUGGAAGCAAAAAGGCGAGGAGUAUCGGUUACAUGGUCAGGGCGGCUGGCUCUGGGUAUCAGCUAGUCGUCGUUAUAGAUUCUCGGAGAUGACAAAGUUGGGUCUGCAUGCCGGUCCGCAGAAGAUCAUGGUGCAAAUUAGAGAUCAAGGCGGUUUAAAAAUUCUCGCUCUCGAUCCGCCUACUUAUGAAUUUCUUAUUAAGGAGUACUGUCCAAGCAAAACGGAGAACGGCAUCACGGUAAAACAAGAAAUUAAAGAGGAAGAUACAGGAAAUGAUGCGAUUAAACAAGAGUACAACUCGGAAAGUGUAAAAAAGGAACCUACGACGAAUGGUGUUGAUUCCUCUUUAACAAAGUCCGAAUCUCAGUCAGUCAAACAAGAAACAAAGAUGAAUCUAUCAUUUUUAGCUGGCAUGAAAAUUGAAAAGGUUUUUACUCCAGUCACUGAGUUUGAAGAAGUUGACAUCAUGAAAGCGCUAACGAGUCCUGGAAGAUUGCUUUAUCCAAAAAUUGCAAAAAAGACAAGGAUUGACGAUUUCUUGGCACGUAGAACACAUUUGAAGGUUUUGGAAGAGAGGAGAUUGCAGCAAUCUGAGAAAACGAAAGAAGUAAACAAAACGCCAAAUCAGAAGGGCGGGGGUGGCGGUGAUUCUUCGGAAGUUGAUAUAGAAAAUCACGAGGAGAACGAAACGGAUGGCAAUGGUGUUGUUGGCGGUGGCGGAGAUUGUCCAUCGUCCAUCGGUAAACAGCAGCAAACAAACAAAACAGCAGCAACAACAACUAUUUCUGCAUCCACAAAGGAAAUGCUGACGGCAAUCAACAAACGUGUCCAACAGAUGCGUGCACAAUAUGCGAAUAUGGUCAAGCUUUAUAAGAACGUCGGGUGUUAUUCGCCCUAUUGCAACAUGAAUAAUACUGGUAGCAAGAACAAUACUGCGCAAGUUAUCGCCGUGCAAAUCUCCGAUACUUGUUACUCGCCUAUAUGCAUGCAAAGGAUGCGUCUGAAGCGCGAGUUGAUUACGCUAGCACGUAAAACAAACGCACUCAGCAACAAUCAGCAGUCAUCUCUUUCUUCAUCCUUGUCACAAAUCAUCAGUGUAAAAACGGAACCCUCGGACGAAACAAAGGAUGCGAUCAGACGAGAUUUGGAAUCGGCAGUGGCAUCAGCGACUCAUUACAACGAAGAAUCAGCGACGAAAGACGCCGUUUCACCCUCAUUACCUUUGAAGAAGAUUAAACUCGAAAACGACAAGGGGGAGAUAACCGUCACGACGAGCAAUAUCGUUACGACCACCACGACGAUAACGACGACUCGACAAACAGUGACAAAGAGCUCGGAUGGUGCGAUGCAGGAACACUCUACUGUGAAUCGUAAUUCCACGACCGUUUCAUCGGAAGUUACUACAACGACGGAUAAGAAUAGUACAAAAACGGUAAUGAUUGUGAAUCGUAGAGGAAGAACGGUGCAACGGAGCGCGAUUACCAAGGAACUGCAUGCUGAUGGCAGCGAACGAAUUUAUACGGCGACGUCAACGAAGGGCAAGAUAUAUCUGAAGAAGGUAGCAAUCUCUUUGGCCGAUCGUAGGAAAAAACGCACCCCUGUCAAGUAUCCGCUCUGUUCAACUUUUUGCACGAGGAACAAGCAUCGUAGUAUACUGGUGCUGCCUCAACACGAGUUAAGAAAAAUGUCCCGCGUCGGCGGUAAAACGCCCGUGCAAGGAUUUCAUCAUCAGGCCAAGGCGAAUAUGUCGGUGUGGCCGUACUCAUGCCCCAGACCUUUGUUCAAGACUUGCUGGUUAUACAGAACGGUCGGUCUAAAAUCGCUGGCCGCUGCCGCGAUUCAACUGAGGAUACUCUGGGCGUGUCUUAGGUGGGAUGACAUGGCAGCUAAGCCUUUGUCUACCGAUGGCAAGAAUCAGAUCACUACCGACACGGAGAUUAUGUCGCUAGAAAUAUUGAAGCAUCGACAUGUCGGACAGUUUCUCGACAGGACGCAAUAUCUGCGUAGGAAAGUCGUAAUACCGCUCGAGCUUCCAAAGCAAGUCAGAGAGGUUACGUCUAUAAGAAUUGGUCUGAGAAAACGAAAGCGUCCAGAAUCUCCGCAGAGUACCGAGCCACAAGUCACCGAAGAAUGGGUCGACGAGGACAAGUUGGAAUUGUGGGAGAUCAAACAAUACGGUGACAGGUUAGAGAAGGCUAAUGCCCAGAUUAUUACUAGGAGUCGCUCGGGAGCGCCACAAUCAGUGGUCGUCAGCGGUGGUAAUAGAACCGCCGGUGCCGCUGCUUCCGGUGGUACGACCGGCCUGUCCGGUGACCAAUUGGUGAGCGGCAAAGCGACGCCGGAAGAGAUCAAAGAAAAGAUGGAACAACAAUUACGUAUGCAACGGGCGGCUCAUCAACAAAAACGUGCCCUAGAGACCCUCAAGAAUCAACCGGCGAACUCGACAUCACCAGCUACUCAACUUGUCAAAGUCACAGCUAAUUCCUCUCACGAUGGUACAGUUAAAUUAGUUUCAAAAGUUGCGAUUCCAGCAAAUCCGAACAGCACAAAGUCGCAAUUGACUUCUCUUCUAACAACUCCUACUCAGAACAAAACUUUUAUCGGUACCCGACGAAUUUACAUGACAAAAUCUGAUGGAACUACUAAGGUAGUGACUGGUUCUACUAGUAUUUUACCGAAAACACCGCAAGCCCAAACAUUGAAUCAGUCAUCUCUAAUUAAAAUAACGCAAGCAGGUACCAAUUCGCCUGUACAAGUACAACAGAAAGUGCAAAUUCUUAGAGGGCCAGACGGAAAGUUACAAGUGCGUGGUUUAUUGCCUGGUCAACAAUUGAUCCAGAUGCCUGAUGGGAAAUUACAUGUACUAAAUGUGAGCCAAACGGUGAGCAGCCCGUCUGCACAAUCAAACUCUACAAUGCCUACAAGCACUCCCCAGACAAAAACUGCAGUUAGUUCUGCCAAAGUGGCAAUUUCCGAAACUUCUACGACUAAAACCAGUCCAACUACAAAAGCAACAGUGAAUUCGACGACGCAACAAUCACUGCAGCAAGUUGUGCAAGCUGUCCAACGCGUAAAAUCUGCGACUUUGACUCCUACCACACCGACGAAAAAUGCUAUUGUGGUCGCCAAUACAGGACAGACCGCGCAGGUAAUAUCUUCCGGUGGACAAGUUAUAAGUGGCAAUCAAAUAGUGGUUACGAACGCAAACUUUGCCCAACAAUUGGUGGCAACAGGUAAAGCCCAAUUGACAACACUCGGGGGCCAUCAAGUGGUAAUACGUAGUACACCUACUGGACAAUCAAUUGUACAUCUGAAUUCGACAAAUAGCGGUAUAAUCGUUAAAAGUACCGUACCUGCUAAUAAGCAACAGCAAGUCACGCAGUCUUCGACAGUUACGGCGCAAUCCGCCGCCAGUACAAAUGCGAACCCGAUAACCACCACCACUGCUACUUCUACUGCAUCGGUGACGACCACUCAGAGUUCUGCCACAGUUCCAGCUCCAGGAAGCAUUGAGGCUUCCUUGCUGGCAGGACAACCGCCCGGUACAGUGAUUAAAUGUGUGACGGCGCAGGUGAUUCAAACAACCGAAGGCCCGCGUAUCGUAUUACAGGGUUUACAAAGUGCAGAUUUUACACCGCAGCAAUUAAACAUGGUGCAACAGCAAGUAAAACAGCAACUUCUCAAAGCGCAAGCAGCAACUGGCAAGCAAGGUGUCUUAGGACCUACAAAGAUUUACUUGGCUGUUCAACCAGUUCAGCCUUCCAAUAACCAGCAGCAGCAGCAACAGCAGACUUCGCAGGUUUCGUCGACGGCAAGUACCCCUAUGGCGUCGACUCCGAAACAGCAACCUAUAGUUUCCCCACCACCUGCUACUGAACCACAAGGAGCUACCGAAACCAUUCCAGAAUUUCCACAAGCGGUAACACCAAAAUCGGAUAAACCGAAAGUGGUUGUUCAACAAGUAGGACGUGUGACGAACGCAACAGAGGAUGAUGCACAAAAAGCGAAUAUAGCAAAUGGGCAGCAACCUUCACAAUCCUUAAAAGAAGGAAGUGAUUCAUCAAAUAAAUUCAUAUUGACACCAGACUACAUUCAACAAACGAUUAAAAAUGCCUUGAAACAAGAGAACCUCAAUCCGGAGAUAGAAGAAAAAUUAUUGCAAUUGCAACGUUACCAGGAGAAGCAAAUGAAAGGUGGCGUGGAGAACUCCGUGACAAAUAAUCAGACUCAUCACAAUUCGUCCGCAGUAACAACGCCGCGUCCGCCAUCGCGUAAACGGCCGGCACCCUCGUCGAACAUUCCAGUGUCAGCGACAACGACGACGCCGACAAUCAUGCAAUCAUCGUCUAGCGGCGGCGAUGACAAAGAUGACAAAGAUUGGGUAGAAACACCCAGAAAGAGACCGGCACUGAAACAGGAAACUCGCGAUGCGACCCCAAAAGUGACGAAGCUAUCAGAAGCAUUAGAUAAUGAGUCGUCUCCUAAAAACCGAUCUGCAAAAUUAAAAGAUACACAAGAGCAGAGAAGAAAACAACAGAUGCAUUCGAGAAUGCAAGUUUUAUUGUUUCGACAUAAAGAACUUCUUAAAAAAGAUAUUCUUAAGAAGAGAGCUUUACUCGAGAAAGAGCUUCAAAUUGAUAUACAGAAGGAUCUAUCGACGGAACUCGCUACCAGGACGAAAGCAGAGAGGCAUAAACAGGACGAGGUAAAGGUAGGCAGCGCGAAACGAAAAGCCAAUGCUCAAGUAGCACAACAAGUUAGCCCGUCCAAUCGAAACAGUGGUAGUAGCAGGCCGAAAAAACACAAGACCCAAGGUAACAGCGCGACUCCACCUAGUGGUUCCACAUCCGCUACGCGUAUCAAGAAAGAGAAGCUGUAUUGCUUGUGUAGAACUCCCUAUGAUGAAACCAAAUUUUACGUGGGAUGCGACUUGUGUAACAAUUGGUUCCAUGGUGACUGUGUUGGUAUAACAGAGGAGAUGAGUAAAUCUCUGUCGGAAUUCGUUUGUACAGAAUGCAGACAUGCGAGAGAUACGCAGGAGUUAUACUGCUUAUGUAAACAGCCUUAUGAUGAAUCUCAGUUUUAUAUAUGCUGCGAUAAAUGUCAGGAUUGGUUUCACGGUCGGUGUGUUGGUAUUCUUCAAUCAGAGGCUGACAAUAUUGACGAGUAUGUCUGUCCGAAUUGCCAACGGAAUUCUUCUGUCAACUUUGCCAAUAUGAAGAACCUCAAUGCGAAGGAUCUCGAUCUGUUGAAAAAAUUAAUUAAACAAAUACAGGCUCAUAAAAGCGCAUGGCCUUUUAUGGAACCAGUAGAUCCUAAUGAAGCACCAGAUUAUUAUAAAGUUAUAAAGGAACCAAUGGACUUGCAGACUAUCGAAUUAAGAAUAAAUGACCGAUCCUAUAAAAAACUGAGCGAGUUUAUUGGCGACAUGACAAAGAUAUUCGACAAUUGUCGCUAUUAUAAUCCUAAGGAGUCGCCAUUCUUCAAAUGUGCAGAGUCUUUGGAGACGUAUUUUGUUCACAAAAUCAAGAGUCUGAGGGAAAAAUUCUCCGAAGGGAAGUAAAUCAAUCAAAAAGUAAAUAAAUAAUGUAGCCGUAUGUGAAAUCGGAUCAAAGUGAAGUGCACAAGAAUUAAUUUAUUGUGCAGUGCGUUUCACGCAAAACAGAACGGAACACAAUUUGUGCCAGUACAGUACACUACACCUAGAAAAACUGAAACUAUUUCAGAGUAAGCUUAAGUAUGUAAAAGUAGAGAACGCACCGGUCUCCGCUAUAUUUAUUAUAGUUGUGUGAACAUUCUCCUCUCCUUCUCUCUUUUUGCAAUUUACGAAUUCUGAGUUCCAAUUAUAUUGUACGAAAUGUGAAUUUUAAACCAGAACUUACAGCUCGUGCCGUAAGAUCUUAUUUGCAAGAUUUCUUUUGCUACUGACUAGUAGUGAACAAAAGAAAGAAAGCCAUAUAUAUAGGAUACGAUUAACGUUUAUUUUAUUUUAUUUUUACAAUUUUUCGUAUUGAAAUAUAGUUAUGUAAAAUAAUUUUCUUGUUUUCAUUACCAAAAGCCCCCGUAAUUCUUCAUUAUUUUUUCUGACACAUGGAAAUAGAAGGUUUGACAGAUUGUAAGAUCCGCUUCGCAGUUAGUUUUAAUUUUUUAUAGCUGUGAGACGAUGAACAUAGCAUUUUUAAUCACUUUUUAAAUCCUCCCUACAGUUUCUGCAACACUUUAAAUAUUCCCAUCAUAUUUCUCUUUGAACAGAUAAAAAUAUAUUGAAUUUUCGCAUAUUUUGUAUCGCAUAUGCCUUAUGAAUGAAGAAGAUUAUUCAUAAAUCAUGUGGAUAUACUGUACAUGCUAAAUAUAUAAAAUAACAUAGGAAAUCGAUUUUACAAAACGUAAUAACUUAUUUUAUUUCCGUAUUAUAACUU